AAUUCUAUCCCAGCUGAAACCAGGACAACAUGGUAGCACAGAAUAGUGCAUCACGGAGGCUGAGCAAGGACUCCAGUCAAAGAGCCAACCCUGAAACAAAACCUGCCACUGCUUUUUGGUCAGAAGGCACUCUUCACAUCUUUGCUUCCUUUUCUGCCCCCGUGACCUGUGCUUUGUUGCUGCUGCUGGACCCUAGUGACCUUCUUUCAGCAUAUCAACAUAUAAAGAUGUGCAUGUUCUGUGGCUGUGUCUUUAAGAGUGGUCAGAGACCUUUAUCAGUCUAAUUUCUCCUUCCUUUUCCCUACACUGGCACCAUUCCUGGUCUCAGCAUGGUGGUCUCAAGGUCCUCAGUCCCAAGUACUUCUGUUAUGGAGCUGGUGAGACAUUGGGAGUGCAAAUACUAUCCACCCUCCAGCACUGAUUAUCACUGCUGUGCACCAUAUGACCUUUUUAGUUUUACAAUGAGAAUAGAUACUCACAUGUGACAUAACACAGUGUCAUGUCUAACAUAAUGACAUGUUUAUCAAAAGGGCCAGACAAUGUACUCUGACUCAUGGAAGCUCAACAUCACUGCUGCUAGUGCCAUGCUCUCUUAAAACCUUGUUCACUGUUGGAGUCAGUUCCUGUCUGACCACAGCCUGAUCUCAGUCCAGCAAGGGAUUAUCCAGUGUGAUCCUCUUCCCAUGGGUACAGACUCAGGGCAGACACUGUACUUGUCCCCCGGGAACCUGGUGGGUGAUACCUCAGCUCUCUCCCAGGGAAAGGAUCUGGAUUUAAGGGAGGCUAUGGCACGCAAGAAGGUCUCAUCUUGCAAUGCCGAAGGGAUUCAGCGGGAGCGUGUGGCUGGUCUCAGAGCUGAGAGGUGGCUCCUCAGGUUUGUUCACUGCUGAUACCAGUCCUCUGGCUAGGGGAACGUCUGUGCAAGUAGUACAUGAUCCCGGCCCUGAACCUCGUGAGUAUCUUGAAUUCAGGAUUUGGGUCAAGGCCAUUGUGGUUUGGUUUAGGCAUGUUUGUAUGUUGAAUAUUUUCCGAUAGAAGACUGGCAUAAGCCAUCGUGGCACUAAAUUCUUUUUGCUACAAAGAUUGUGUUAACAUUUAUCGUUGUGAAAUGUGUUAUUGUGUAAGUCAAGCAUACAGAAAGUAAUCCUAUGCAAAUGUGCCCGUGAUCCACGUACCAACUCAGUCUGUAAAAAGACAAGGCUGCGUGUAACCACCAGUAACAAUAAACACUUCUUCGAUGGACGUGCAGCUAAAAAGCGUUUUGUUGCCUGACAGCUGAGUCAGAACCAAAGAAGGAGCUGCGAGGCACCAGCCAUGCUCCCUUCCCAGCCUCUCCUGCACGCUGCGGUGUUUGCACUCGCAGUCCUUCAGGCCCUUGCCUCCGACACCUUCAUUGCAGCCGUCUACGAGCACGCGGUCAUCCUGCCAGAUGUCACUGACGAGCCCGUUUCUCCCGACGACGCUUUGGCCCUGAUGAACAAAAACAUGGAUGUCUUGGAAGGGGCCAUCAAGGAAGCCGCCCAGCAGGGUGCCCACAUCAUUGUGACUCCUGAAGACGGCAUUUAUGGCUGGCAUUUCACGAGAGAAGCCAUCUACCCCUACCUGGAGGAUAUCCCUGAUCCGGCAGCGAACUGGAUUCCUUGCACCGACCCCACAAGAUUUGCUCCUGCUCCAGUGCAGGAACGACUCAGCUGCAUGGCCAGGAAUAACUCCAUCUAUGUGGUUGCAAACAUGGGGGACAAGAAGCUGUGUAACUCCAGUGAUCCCGGCUGCCCCAGUGACGGCCGCUAUCAGUACAACACUGAUGUCGUCUUUGACCCAGAGGGGAAACUGGUGGCUCGUUACCACAAGUACAACCUGUUUAGAAGAGAAACUCAGUUUAAUUACCCAAAAGAGCCAGAAGCCAUCACUUUUGAGACCCCCUUUGGGAAGUUUGGCAUUUUCACUUGCUUCGACAUCCUUUUCCACGAGCCUGCCGUGGUCCUGGUGAGCGAGUUGCAGGUGGACACCGUGCUCUUCCCAACAGCUUGGAUGAACGUCCUGCCGUUUCUGACUGCAGUUGAGUUUCACUCUGCCUGGGCUAUUGGCAUGGGUGUUAAUUUACUUUCAGCAAAUACUCACAACAUCAGUUUGGCAAUGACAGGCAGCGGGCUGUUCACGCCGGAGGGACCCACCGCCUACCAUUACGACAGUGGGACUGAGGAGGGAUGUCUCCUGCUAGCAGAGCUGAGCGCACGCCCUCGUCUUUCCCCCACCUACCCCCCGGCUGUCAACUGGAGCUCAUAUGCCACAAGCAUCAAGAGAUUUCCAGGAGGAAAAGACACUUUUUUGGGAGCUGUCCGGCGAGAUAUAUUCACUUUCAGUGAACUCGGGCACAAAACUGGAAAUUACACGGUUUGCCAAGGAGACCUCUGCUGUCAUUUGAUCUAUCGGAUGUCAAACAAGAGCAAAGAUGAAGUUUAUGUCCUGGGUGCAUUUGAUGGGCUUCAUGGUUCUCUCAUAAAGUACCACUGGCAGAUAUGCACGCUGCUCAAGUGCAAGAGCACAGACCUGAACACGUGCGGGCAGCCGGUGGAAACGGCUCAGACCAAGUUUGAGAUGUUCUCCCUCAGCGGCACAUUUGGCACCAACUACGUCUUUCCAGAAGUCUUGUACAGUGGGGUGCAGCUGGCCCCCGGGGAGUUUGAGGUGCUACGUGACGGACGUUUGAAAAGUAAGCAUGGCACAUCGAAACCGCUCAUAACAGCAACACUUUUUGGAAGGCUUUAUGAAAAGGACCUGCCACAUCCUCUGCGAACCUCCUCGUAAUGUAACUCCUUAGGUGUUACACAGUCACCAUAGACAGGAGGGGAAUUUCCUACAGUGAUCCACCUCCUCAUGAGCCAUGGCAGUUAUCCUGUAUUAUUCCUGUUCUACAGUCUUGCACUUCUUUUUCAGCAGCAGUGGCGGUUGGGUUUAUUUAGGAGAAAGUGAUGUGAUCAUUCUGUUGUGUAUACCUUUUUAAUAGCACUUGAGCCAGUGCAAUUAUUUUUUAGUAUGAAUGCUCUGUUACACAAAAUCUUUAAUUAGAAUUUUUUUUUUCUCAAAGAUAUCAUGUAGAUUGCCAGAAUAACACUAGAAACAAGACUGAUACUGAAAUGUGUGAAAUGCGAAGUUUGCCAGUUUGCUGCAGAACAAAUCUUCUCCAAGGAAGUCUUUCUCCCCCUUUUGCCCCUUUCUGUUUUUCAGACUGUAUAAGCACUAAGUGUUCGUGUUUCUUAGCCUUACACACCAAUCAAUAGGGCCUCCCUAAUACUCAAAGGGCCUUGGCCCCAUUCUGACCAAGGGACUGUGCAAUGAAGAGAAAACCAGAUUUGAAAUGGUUUUAGGCGCAACCUUAGAGAGAGAGAAAGUGGUCCUCCAUAACCCAUGCAGGGACUGAGUCUGGCUGCGCUCCGUAAAGCACCUUCUAUUCUGCAGUCCCUCUGAGCUUGCACCGCUUUGUGCAUGGCGGAUGCAUGCUGGGUCCAAUGCAUUUCAGAUCAGACUUACCACAUAAACAUAGUAUGCCAACA
Aquila chrysaetos chrysaetos is the source of this 3554-nucleotide messenger RNA. It is a transcript of the gene VNN1, whose product is annotated as vanin 1. NCBI's taxonomy places the organism in Eukaryota, Metazoa, Chordata, Aves, Accipitriformes, Accipitridae. The transcript is spliced from 8 exons. Gene Ontology annotation, molecular function: hydrolase activity, acting on carbon-nitrogen (but not peptide) bonds, in linear amides. The coding region runs from base 1315 to 2808 and encodes 497 amino acids. The record is from RefSeq and is a predicted model, not a curated record.